AUGGCGCUGUUUUCCGUUGUCUUUCUGAUCCCGAUAAUGCCCGGUAUGAUAGAAGAGAGAGAUGUCUUCAAAGCAUUGGACACAGAAAUUCCGAGCCAAACCCAACCUAGGAACACGUCAGCAGGGCUCUCUACCGAAUCUUCAUACCAGGCAUAUCAAUAUGCUUGGUUGGGCGGCUCACUUCCAGCCUUUACAACUCCCGAGUAUGCAUUAAUGCCGUUCGAUGUCAGCACGAUCAAGAAUCUUAGGGAGGAUGAGACCUGGACAGGGGAAUCAACCCUUUAUGAGGCGGACCUGAAGUGCCAGAAGGCAGAUAUAACCAAGAGAGGAUGGGGAUACGUGAUUAGUAAUGGAAAUGACUGUGAAUACCACCUUGUCGACAUUUCCAAAACUUAUUACACCUCGGAACCCAUUCCAUCGGGGGAUACUGACUUGAUGGACGAACUGGAACAUCUCGUGGACUUCAGUUUCUAUGCCCCCUGGAAUAGCUUAUUUAUGGGCCACGAAUCCAUGACAGUAGGGGUGAGUAGGCGGAUCUUACAAGAUAUCUACACGCUCAACUCCCCAAUGUCAAAGUGCUCGAAAGAUCCUCGGUUCCUUGGCAUAUGGGGCAACCAAUAUAACCUGACGGCAGAGGACGGCGACAGGCUCGCAGCAAAAUGGACAGCUGUAUACUGUGAGCCAAGCUACUGGACACAGUCCGCCAUGGCUACUGUUCAGAUCAAGGGACAGGAUGGCAUUGUCCAAAAGGUUGACCGUGUGGGGGAAAGGAAACCAUUGUCCGGCUUUAACGCUCCCGCCUUUAAAAAGCUCGCAGCCACUGGUCAGAAAUCUGCAUUGCCGGAAGAUCUAGAUAGCAACGGAUAUUCUGUGAAUUUAGGCACCGCACCGCUCGAGUAUCCAAAUGCAAGGUACCAGCUUCUGCAGCGCUAUGGGGCUGCCGAUCCGGCCUUUUCUAACAGGGCUGAGAGUGUACCAACGGUUCAACUACUUAACGAAUUUGGUCUCGGUGGGUUUGCCCUCCGGAACUAUCCCAACGAUACACUCUCGAGUUUGCUAGAUCCCAUCGAACUUGCAAAAUCUUAUAGUGAUGCGUACAAGCUUCUCUUUUCGUUUUCGUUAGCCUCCGAUCUGAGAAACCUCCCGGUGUCAAAUACCUCAAUCACAAAGAUCACACGAGAAUUCGAAACAGAAAUCUAUGCUGUGAGCGUUGUGUGGUGCCGGCUUACACAAGCUGGAUUCAUCGUACUGGCCCUCCUAACGCUCUGUCUUUUGUAUGUAACGUGGGGAAGACAAACCAAUCUUGAUGGAGAACCAAACUCUUUGUUGGAAUCAAUGCUUGCAAUUCGAACGCUAUCCCAAGAUGUUACGAUGCACAAUUCCGAGUUUUGUGAUCCCCGUAUUCUAUCGGAUUCUUUGAUCCGCGCUGGCCACAAAUACCAGCUACGAUUGGUCAAGGGCGAAGGCCCUAUAAUUGAGAAGGUCACAAGCGGGGGUGCGGAUCAGAAAACAUGGUUGACUCCUGAGUAUAUCGACAACAGUGAGCUUACUCCCUUCAAGCCUAAGAUUAGCUGGGAACUCAGCAGGAUCGCGGGAGUCUUUUAUGGCAAUCUCUCAGAGUUCGAAAUUUUUGUCCUUUCUGCCCUUACAAUCGCCAUUCUUGCAGCAAACUUCCUCGCUGUUGCCCUGGGAGGACUAUUUUCCUCAUCAUCCGAACUUUUCAUGGUUACCGAUGAUUUGGAUCGCUUUAUUACUCCCAAGAUUGUACAAACGAUUUCAGACUAUACCAGCAAUUUUGAAAGUACGCCAAUGCCGGAGAUGUACUAUGUUUUGAGCGGAAAUCUCUCUUUAAACAGCACCCUUCCCCAGUGGGCCACGCCGGAAAUGUUUAUUCUACCCUUCAACAGCACAAAGCCUUCGGAACAGGUUGUGGAGCAACGCGGCACAACCUGGGGAUUCGGAGCAAACAUCUCUUGCGAGUUGAUACCCGACGAGCUUUUAAUCCGCAACACAACAAUCUAUGGGACUUCCGGUUAUACUGUGAACACCUUUAAUGUCAGCCAUAGCCGCUGGGGAGAGGAUAUAUUUCUUUUGGGCGGAGAGACACCAAUAUAUAAUACAAGUCUAUUCUACUGGAACCAAGAUGGAACGCCUGGCAGCGACUUUUUCCUCAAGUCUCCAACAUGCCCUAGGACUUUUUUUGCCAGGUAA
Molecule: messenger RNA, 2211 nt
Organism: Morchella importuna
Lineage: Eukaryota; Fungi; Ascomycota; Pezizomycetes; Pezizales; Morchellaceae
Exons: 2
Coding region: 1-2211 (736 amino acids)
Source: RefSeq, a predicted model, not a curated record